Messenger RNA from Agrilus planipennis (emerald ash borer), 759 nucleotides. RefSeq names its product ribosome maturation protein SBDS (gene Sbds). Bases 1 to 759 code for a protein of 252 amino acids. Lineage: Eukaryota; Metazoa; Arthropoda; Insecta; Coleoptera; Buprestidae. The transcript is spliced from 3 exons. Gene Ontology annotation, biological process: ribosome biogenesis; cytosolic ribosome assembly. The record is from RefSeq and is a predicted model, not a curated record.
AUGUCACGCCACGCGAGAUGUCCGACUNCUCCAACAAAUCAAAUACGUCUGACAAAUGUGGCAGUGGUUAGGAUAAAAAAAGCAGGAAAGAGAUUUGAAAUUGCUUGUUACCGAAACAAAGUAAUAUCGUGGAGAAAUGGGGUCGAAAAAGAUAUUGAUGAAGUUUUGCAAACACACACCGUCUUUACAAACGUGUCAAAAGGAGAAGUGGCUAAAAAAGAAGAUUUAGUAAAAGCUUUUGCAACAGACAACCAAACUGAAAUAUGCAAAACAAUUUUAACUAAAGGUGAACUUCAAGUAUCAGAUAAAGAAAGACACAGUCAAUUAGAGAAUCAGUUUAAAGAAAUUGCAACCAUGGUUGCUGACAAAUGUGUAAACCCAGAAUUAAAGCGACCAUACCCUGUAUCAAUGAUAGAAAAAGCAAUGAGAGAAGUCCACUUUUCAAUUAAACCCAAUCAAAGUGUCAAACAACAAGCUCUGCAAGUUAUUAAAGUGUUGCAAGAAAAAUUACCUAUAGAAAGAGCUCAAAUGAGGUUGAGAGUUACACUGCAUGGAAAAGAUGCAAAAAGAUUAAAAGAAAGACUAUCAAAAAUUCCAAAUGUGCAAAUUGAACAGGAAGAUCGAGAUGGUGAAACAUUAACGAUAGUAUUUUUAACAGACCCAGGCAAUUUUAGGGAAAUUGAUGACAUGUUUAAAACAGAAACAAAAGGAAAUGCAUUACUGGAAGUACUAUCAUAUAAAGAAGUAACUAAAGUUUAA